AUGGCGGAAGCCAAGAAGACAAGAGCAGAAGAGGUUCCGGCCCCGGAUGUUCAAGCUUCUCUGCCAACGGAAGAGCCGGAGACGGAGUUCGACACGGAAAUCUGCGUCACACCGUACAACCGGCCACCUGCACCAACUCCUUCGAAAGCGCUUCCGGAGUUGUCGCCGAUUAUACUGGCGACACCCGUUGAGGCGCAGGCCCGGAAGGUGGCCGUUGUCAAGAGGAAGGCGACCACUCCCCCGAGUGCCAUACCAGCCAAGCCGAGCCGCCCCUCUCAACCGCCGGAGACACACAAACAACCAGUGGAGCAGUGGUCACUGCAGGCCAGCCGUCUCCCCCAGCGUUACCAACAACUGGUUAAGAACAACAUCCGGGAUGAACGCCAACUCAUCAGCAGACCCAAGGCCCUAGCUUACAAUCCAUUGCCAGACAAUCCAGACGAAGGGGAGUUCGCUGUACAUCGACUCAAGAUGCGGGAGGGACACAACGCAGUUUGCGUCACCAUCUGCCGGAGCGGAAUAUUCAGCCAAGGACUGCUACUCUUGGAGAUGGACAACCCGACACUACAUCGCGUUCUGAAAACCGCCGCGGGGACUCACUACCGUACCAUCACCAAGGCGUUAGCAGACUCCGACUACCGGCAGUUCCUCCCGCAGCUUGAGAUCACCGGGUACAUCGGAUCUCCAUAGACGCCAACCUUUGCUAAGACAGGCUCGGAUCCGGGUUGGGAGCUGGAGUGGGGGCGUGGUCCUUUGGAAAACAUUAUGAGUCACAAGCUUUCUGUGACCCCUAAAUCUUUUUUUUAUUACAUUAGUCUAGGCUCACCAAGUUUAAAAGGCACUUAAAGGGACUGUCCUGAGUUUCCUGCAUUGUAAGAUAUUUCCGACUAAUAAAAUCUGUUCGAUUCCAUCCAGAACUUUUAUUGCAAU
Messenger RNA from Gigantopelta aegis, 930 nucleotides. RefSeq lists its product as uncharacterized. The record is from RefSeq and is a predicted model, not a curated record. Lineage: Eukaryota; Metazoa; Mollusca; Gastropoda; Neomphalida; Peltospiridae. The transcript is spliced from 3 exons. Bases 1 to 690 code for a protein of 229 amino acids.